Messenger RNA from Pungitius pungitius (ninespine stickleback), 1666 nucleotides. Its product is annotated as MORN repeat-containing protein 4-like. The record is from RefSeq and is a predicted model, not a curated record. Gene Ontology annotation, biological process: response to axon injury. Bases 141 to 587 code for a protein of 148 amino acids. Gene Ontology annotation, cellular component: cell projection. The transcript is spliced from 5 exons. NCBI's taxonomy places the organism in Eukaryota, Metazoa, Chordata, Actinopteri, Perciformes, Gasterosteidae.
GGAGCGCGGCACCUUGCGGAGACGCGCAGGAACCGGAGCGCGGCACCGGGGCCACGAGCGCGAAGCCUCGCGUUGUUUGUCAGUGAUGUAGAGAAAAAGGAGUUGAUCUUUAAUUAAAAAACAAACAGGCAGCUGGACCCAUGACCCUGACACGAGGCUCCUUCAGCUACUCCAACGGCGAGGAGUACCACGGCGAAUGGAAAGAAGGGCUGCGUCACGGCCUGGGUCAGCUGACCUUCAGCGACGGGACGUGCUACACGGGGCAGUUCGAGAACGGCCUCUUCAGCGGCUGCGGCGUGCUGGUCUUCGCCGACGGCUCCAGGUAUGAAGGAGAAUUCGUUCAGGGUAAAUUUCAGGGCGCCGGCGUCUUCGCUCACUUCGACGGGAUGAGGUUCGAAGGCGAGUUCCGGACCGGAUGUGUGGACGGAUACGGAGUCCUGACGCCCGCGGACGGGGGCCCCGGCGGCGGCGGGGGGGGCCACGAGGGCCUGUUUGAGACCAACCAGCUGAGGAGGAGGGAGAGCAGCGCGGGCGCCGUGCAGAGAGCGCAGGCCGCCGCCGCCAAGGCCCGGGCGCUGGCCAUGUGAGGCGGCGGACCCCCCCCCCUCCAGUUACCCUUUACAUCAGUGGGACCCCUGGAGUCAGACUCUGGGUCAGCUGAUCCACACACACACAGAACCCUGGUCCUGCAUCUGCUUCGGGCUCAUAGAAAACACACAACUCUUCAGACGUGCACAAUGACAAUGACAUCGUCUUUUUGACACUGUGAACAUCUGUCCGUCACAGCACCGUUUAACUCCUUCUGACCGCUUUGGUGUUUAAAUCGGAAUUAUUAUUAUCAUUAUUAUUAUUGUUACUAUAAGUGUGAGCGGUGUCUUUUUGACUUUCACUCAGUGCCGUUACAGCUCGUGUCUGAUCAGUGGGGGGACGCACCCCCCCCCCCCCCCCUCAGUGCCGGCUGGAGGGAGACCCGAGUCACCAGGUCAAACUCAUUCUUAACUCAACUUUUGUGUCAGACUGAUUUUCACAGAAAAAAAGGCCGGCUGUGAUUGGUCGCCCUCGUCACAUGACGCGCUCUGGAGGGUUUAUUCUCUACUUGAUCCACAGCCUUCAGUUUGGAAGUAAGCUUCUCUAUUUUCACUUGAUAACCUCAAAAUAACUGAGCUUUAGUUCAGAAAGCAGGGCUUCUUUUGUUGUGCACAUUAAUCGGUUUUCUACCUAAAUGUAAAUGUGAGUGAGUGAGUUAGAGGACUAAGUAUUGCAUCCAGUCCCAGGUUAUUCAUAUGAAGUGGCCUGAUAGUAUCAUGCAAACUACAUUAGAUAGAAUAAAUACUAAUGCAGGUAUUACGUAUGAGGUGAGCAUCUCACACAGAAUGAAGAAUAUCAGAGAUCCCAGAACACAACAGUUACAUUUACUCCUAACAAACGUCCCUUUAGGUGAUGAUACUUUUAAGCACAUUCCUUCUCUGUCCUGUAAAUGCACUUCACAAACACACAUCUACUUCCUUUUCUACUUUGAAUUUAACGUUGUUCCAACAAACCACCAACUACCAACUUGAUGUGUGUGUAGACUGUGUUUGUAGAUGUGUGUGUAGACUGUGUAGAUGUGUGUGUAGACUGUGUGUAGAUGUGUGUGUAGACUGUGUAGAUGUGUGUGUAGACUGUG